AUGCAGUUGGAAGAAAGGCAUCAUAGUAAAAUUACCAAAAAAGGGGGACCUAACAGAAUGCAAAAACUGGAGAGAUGCAGAGCUAAGAGUGCUUCACCAGGGCCAGCUAAGCAAUACGAUAAAACUGAGAGCCGGAGUCAAGCAGGGAUGCCCCCUAUCCCCACUCCUGUUCAACGUAGUCCUGGACGAGGUUAUAAGAAGAGCAACAGUUACUGCCAGAGUUAUAAAAUGCGGUUUUCUAUGAAUAAAUCGACAUUAUUUUUAUUACAGUCAUUAAUUUUCAAUCGAGAUGAUCAUGAUGAUGUAAACUUGCAAUUGACUAUACAAAAAAAAAUUUAUAAAACAAAGUUAAAAACAGCCAUCACCAUUUCGUCGAUUGCGAUUAAACGAAGGCCGACGCUGCCGCAGACGCCAGCGAGCGCCCCCCAAGUAUUGUCACCAAAACGUCAGUGUGCCGUAUCUGUUGUACCAACACAUCAAUUUAAUUCACCAUCAGCUGCAGCUGCCGCUGCAACUGCAGCCGCUGUCGCCUUAACAAAAGUUAACGGUGGUUUACCAAAUCCAAUAACACAUUUUGCAACACCAAAUUUACCAACCCCAACACCUACCCUUAUCCACCCCCAUCAUCCCACACAUCAAUUGCAUCAUCGUGCACCACCAGCUCAUUUAACAAAUCCUCAUAAUCAAUUAGCCGCAGCAGCUGCUGCCGCUGCCGCCGCCGCCGCCGCAGCUGUAAAUAUACCACAUCAUCGUCAUCCCAAUAUUGGUGUACCUCAAAUACAUCCAAGUUUACAUGCUCAAUUACAUCACCCACAACAUAAUAAUUUAGGGCAGUUGCAUACACAACAGCAAAUACAUACGCAUUUGUUACAACAACAUCAACAACAGCAUACACAACAGCAAAAAGAUCCUCGAGUGUAUAAAGCGGUUGUUAGUGCCCAUCAACAAUUAUUAGCUCAUCAACAAACACAUUUACAACAGCAAACACAGUCUUUACAACAUCAAUCUCAAGUACAAUCAAUUGCUACAAGUUCAGGAGCACCAGUUGUCUAUACAUCUCCAGCAAUAUCAAAUAGUAACAAUAAUAUUGUUACGGGACAAGAUAUUAAACUUGAAAGUACUGCAACAACCACAUCAACAAUUGCAUCAACUAAUUCAGCAGUAAAUACUACAACUUGUGCUGCCGCUGCAGUUACCUCUGAGACUAUAGAUUCAUCAGUGGUCUCAACAGCAUCUUCACCAUCAAAUUUAACUAACAGCACUAUUGUAACAACAAGCAGCAGCGGUAUUGAUAAUAACAAUAACAAUUCGUCAAUAAUUACUGUUGCAAGCUCGACCAAUUUAAUAAAUUCAAAUAACGAUUUAAUCAACGGAAAUAUUAACGGUACAACUAUUAACAAAAGUCCACAUAAUUUAAAUAAUUUAAACGUGAACAGUACAAAUAUUAAUACAAGUAUAAAUAACACAAUUACCAGUACAUCACUUAUUAAUAAUAAUAAUAAUAACAAUAAUAAUAUCAAGAUGGAUAAUCAAAUGGUUUUAGCACCACAUGGAUUGUCACAAAGUACGGAUUCUGUAAAUACGGCUAGUAAUGAAGAAGAGGUUGGUAUAAAAUAAAAUAAUGGAGUUUUUCUGUAUUAUUUCCCUCAUACAUUUCAAUCCUUUCAAUCAUAUUUUAGUUAUAAUGUAAGUACUUACUAGACAAAAUACACUUUUUUUUUCGAAUUUCUUAUAUAUUUUAUUGCUUUUGUUGAUUUAUAUUCUGAGUAUGACAGGUCUUUGAAAGCCUUUCAGGAAAUUAAAUUGAAAGAAAAAAGCUUUCAGACAAUAGCAUAAAUGUCCUAAAGGAGUUGUUUGUUAUAUAAUAUUUUUACACACAUAUAUAUAUAUAUAUAUACAUACAUGUAUGUUCGCAUAAAUAUCAUAAAGGUUGCAUUUAAAGUGCUAACAGAACAACAGUUAUCAUGGUAUAUACAUACAACAUUUUCAUAUACAUAUUAUGGAUAUGU
Condylostylus longicornis is the source of this 2009-nucleotide messenger RNA. Its product is annotated as protein couch potato-like. Bases 1 to 1617 code for a protein of 538 amino acids. The record is from RefSeq and is a predicted model, not a curated record. The transcript is spliced from 6 exons. Lineage: Eukaryota; Metazoa; Arthropoda; Insecta; Diptera; Dolichopodidae.